AUGACGGAUUGGACGACCUUUGAUCAGAAAUUUGCAGCAGCCAUGUCUUUUUUUGCGGCAAAGCAGCCUAGCGUAGUUUCACCACGCUGUGUUAGGUUGUGGUCUUGGGUUACCAGGUUCACUUCUACCUUACUCACCUCAUGUGAAGACUCGAUCGGAAAAUGCGAAUGCUCCAUACGAAAAUAUAUCACGAGAGGCAGAAGUGAAGAUCGUCAAGACCAUUUAAAAGAACCGAAGUUGGUCUCGUGCUUUGUCAAAUUAACAAGAACUUCAACCCAUAUCAAUCGGGGUCAUCAAUGGACAAGGAAGUGCGAAUGCGGAAGAGGAAAAUAUUACAUGCGAUGCUGCAGGUAUUUGGUUGAACUGUUUAUUGCGUUUCAAAAAAGAGUUUGUGAAACAUUGUGAAGAAAUACAUCUAUAGAACAAAGUAUAAGUAGUCUAUGCCCUACUUUUGUACUCCUGUAUCCUUGCAGU
Styela clava is the source of this 474-nucleotide messenger RNA. RefSeq lists its product as uncharacterized. The record is from RefSeq and is a predicted model, not a curated record. Lineage: Eukaryota; Metazoa; Chordata; Ascidiacea; Stolidobranchia; Styelidae.